UCGUGCAGGAAGCUGAAGACAGUGCCGGCUGCCUCCCUCCAUCUCCGUCCAGACACUUCUGGUGUGCUGGCCAACUCUUGUUCAUCCUGUCCAAUCACCAUGAUGUCACCAAUGUAAUUGAUCAGUGUGAUGUUCUAUGGGAUGUCCAGGUGAUCCAGAUCUCUUCAGAUUAUAUUAUGACAGAGGGCAGGAUGUUCACAGGGAACCAGAACCCAGAAGACCAAACCCCAGAGGAGCAGGCUUUCUAUGAGUUUAUUUUUAAGCUCUUCAAAGAGAAUAAGGUGGAGAUCGCGAGUGCAAUAAAUAAGCCAUUUCCUCUCCUUAUGGGCCUCCGAGACCGUGGCUUUAUCCCCGAGCACAAGUAUCAACAUUUUCAAGAAGCUUGUAGAAAUCAUGUCCCAGUGGAAAGAGUGGUCUAUGAUGUGCUCAGUGAACUGGAGAAGACAUUUGACAAGACAGUUCUGGAUGCACUGUUCAGCAAUCUUAACCUAAAGGCCUAUCCUGACUUACUUGAGAUUUGCAGAAGCUUCCAAAAUGAGUCCUGUGAACCCUCACCUCUCCGAAUGAAUAGUGUCAGAACACUGGAAGAGACACCCAGCUUACUGCCUUAUGAGGGACCAGUUUCCUGUGAGCACAAAGCUCUCCAAAGGACGAAUGGAGGCGAUUUUGAAGAGAUACCCGAACGGCCACCAGGCGAUGGGGGAGUGUCCUGUGAACAGGUAGUUCUACAAAGGGAUGACAGAGAAGAAUCAGAAGAAAUGCCCAGAUUACUACCUUAUGAUAGAGAAGUGACCUGUGAUCCCAGAGUUUCCCCAGUGACUAAUGAAGGAGAACUAAAGGAGAUACCCGGCCUACCAACAGAAGAGGGACAAGAGCACAGCAAUGCCUACUGGGAGACCAGUGAUGGAGAAGAGCCUCAGGAAGCCUUGAGCUCCCCACCAACAUGUGGGCAAGGGUCCUGUGAUCCUGAAGCUCCCCAAAUGAUCAGUGAAGAAGAACCAGAGGAGGGGCUCAGGCAACUGCUAUGUAAUGCAGAAGCAGAAGGUAGCAGUGCCUGUUUAGAAAUGUGUGAUGAAGAAGAACCCCAGGAAGACUUGAGCUUGCCACCAGAAAGUGGAUCAGUAUCUGGCGAACUAGAAACUCUCCAAAUGAAUAGAGAGGAAGAAUCAGAAGAGCUUAUUUCCAGCCUACUACCCUAUGAUGGACAAGGAGCUGAGCUACCAGCAUAUGGAAAUAAGAAGUGUUCCUGUGUUAUGUGCUUCUCAAAAGAUGUGCCAGAAGGUCCAGAAGCAAGUACUGCAAGUAGCCAAGCACGUGACAUGAUGGAUACUGUGGAUCUUGGAAACAACUCUUCUUCAGGAAAACUCAAGAGGAAGAGAAGAAAAAAGAAAGGCCAUGCCUGGACAAGAAUUAAAAGGAGAUAUCAGGGAAACAUACAUCAAAAAGACAGAAGCAAUAUCGCUGGUCAGUCGGUCUCCGGUAGGAGAAAGGGGAAAAUGCAUUUGCAAGAACGUGCCAAGAUCAGGGGGAAAAAGAGAGGCAGACCUCUUACUUACUUAACUCAUAGUGAUAGAGCCCCACGGAAAAGAUUCCAGUCAAGAGGGUCAAGAAAGCACAGAGAUGAUAGUGUGAAUUUUCACUCUCAAAUACUUCCUGUGACCUGUGGUAAGGUGAAGGGGAUGUUAUAUAAGAAGAGACUGAAACGAGGAGCUUUGGUGAGGUGUAUACAGAGUGAGGAUGGAAAAUGGUUCACCCCCAGGGAAUUUGAAGUCAAAGGAGGCCACGCAAGAUCAAAGAACUGGAAGCUGAGUGUGCGCUGCGGUGGGAGGACCCUACGAUGGCUGAUAGAGAAAGGACUUCUACAUAAUCCUCCGAGAAAAUAUUUCAGGAAAAGAAAGAGAAUACCAAAGUCUCACAACAAUACCUUAGUUGACCCUUAUCUGGGGAACUCCGAUGUGUGUGAGACGUGCCGGGAUGGAGGACAGCUGUUCUGCUGUGAUACUUGUUCGAGAUCUUUUCAUGAGGACUGUCACAUCCCACCUGUGGAAACUGAGAGGAGCCCAUGGAGUUGCACCUUCUGCAGGAUAGAGUCUUUUGGAAGGCAGCAGUGUCACAGGGAAUCUGAGGUCCUGGAGAGGCAGAUGCAGCCUGAGGAGCAGUUGAAAUGUGAGUUCCUCCUCUUGAAGGUCUAUUGCCAUUCAGAGAGCUCCUUUUUUUCAAAGAUUCCAUAUUAUUAUUAUAUUAGAGAGGUUUUUCAAAACCUAAAGGAACCCAUGUGGUUGGACAAAAUCAAGAAGAAGCUGAAUAAACAGGGUUAUCGCCAAGUGGAGGGGUUUGUGCGGGACAUGCGCCUCAUAUUUCAGAACCACAGGGUGUCUUAUAAGUACCAUGACUUUGGCCUAAUGGGACUCAGACUGGAGGCAGAAUUCGAGAGGAAAUUCAAGGAAGUGUUUGCUAUUGAAGAAACAAAUGAGAGCAGUUCACUGGCAUAG
Messenger RNA from Odobenus rosmarus divergens (Pacific walrus), 2492 nucleotides. Its product is annotated as SP140 nuclear body protein. Gene Ontology annotation, cellular component: nucleus. Gene Ontology annotation, biological process: regulation of transcription by RNA polymerase II. Lineage: Eukaryota; Metazoa; Chordata; Mammalia; Carnivora; Odobenidae. The coding region runs from base 177 to 2492 and encodes 771 amino acids. The transcript is spliced from 26 exons. Gene Ontology annotation, molecular function: protein binding; DNA binding; DNA-binding transcription factor activity, RNA polymerase II-specific. The record is from RefSeq and is a predicted model, not a curated record.